CAAACGUACCAUACAAGUUCUUCACAGCGCAUAGCAGAGACCACUGUUUUCUUCUUCUUUUUUUCUUCUUUUAUUAUCAUUAUUUCAAGAGAGAAAUGGGAGUUGGAGGCACACUGGAAUACUUGUCUGAUCUAAUGGGUAGUGGGUAUCAGCAGAGGAAGAAAAAGAAGAAGCAGUUUCAGACGGUGGAGUUGAAGGUGAGGAUGGAUUGUGAUGGAUGUGAGCUUAAGGUGAAGAACGCCCUCUCUUCGCUGAGCGGAGUGAAAUCUGUGGAGAUAAACCGUAAACAGCAGAAAGUGACAGUAAGUGGGUAUGUUGAAGCAAACAAGGUGUUGAAGAAGGCGAAGUCAACAGGGAAAAAGGCUGAGAUUUGGCCGUAUGUGCCAUACAAUUUGGUGGCACAUCCAUAUGCAGUUGCAGCUUAUGAUAAGAAGGCUCCUCCUGGUUAUGUGAGGAGAGUGGAGAUUGCUGCUAACACUGGAACAAUCACAAGAUAUGAAGACCCUUACGUCACCAUGUUCAGUGAUGAAAACCCAAAUGCCUGCUCUAUCAUGUAGACAAAACAUGUCUGUCUUUUCGCACAGCAUUGUAAAUUUUCAAAUUUUAAUGCAGUGUUUUUGUCUUU
Vigna radiata var. radiata (mung bean) is the source of this 625-nucleotide messenger RNA. Its product is annotated as heavy metal-associated isoprenylated plant protein 23. Gene Ontology annotation, molecular function: metal ion binding. The coding region runs from base 96 to 557 and encodes 153 amino acids. The transcript is spliced from 3 exons. The record is from RefSeq and is a predicted model, not a curated record. NCBI's taxonomy places the organism in Eukaryota, Viridiplantae, Streptophyta, Magnoliopsida, Fabales, Fabaceae.